AUGGUUGUCCCUCUAGCCCUCCCUCCAAAUACUACUCAGGAUGCAUUCUCUCGUUUCUUGACCGAAGUAUCAACGACCGUUGGUCCUGAGAAUAUCAAAGUAGUUCAAUCGGCCGACGAGCUACAGGAUGGAUCCUACCUCGAACAACCACGAACCCACGAUCCCCAUCAUAUCCUGGACCAAGACUACUUUGUAGCAUCUGCUGUUGUCUGUCCACGUAAUGUACCAGAGAUCCAGUCUUUGGUGAGAGCAGCCAACGAUUAUCAAAUUCCCCUCUGGCCAACUUCCAUCGGUCGUAACUCUGGAUAUGGAGGAGCCGCUCCUCGUCUUCGUGGAAGUAUUGUGUUGGAUCUGGGAAAGCAUAUGAACCGAGUCUUGGAGGUCAAUAUCAACGGUGCUUAUGCCGUUGUGGAGCCCGGAGUGACAUUCUCUGACCUUUAUCAAUACUUGGUUGAUAAUAAGUUGGAUGACAAGCUUUGGAUCGAUGUUCCUGAUCUAGGAGGUGGCUCUGUGAUUGGUAAUACUGUCGAGCGGGGGGUCGGUUAUACUCCUUAUGGCGAUCAUUGGAUGAUGCAUUGCGGUAUGGAGGUGAUACUUCCCACUGGAGAGAUAAUGCGUACUGGUAUGGGAGCUUUACCGGAGCCAAAGAAGCCAGGUGCACCAGAAGUUCCUCUACACGAAGAACCUGGUAACAAGUGCUGGCAACUGUUCCAGUAUGGAUUUGGACCAUACAAUGAUGGUCUCUUCUCUCAAAGCAACCUAGGGAUAGUCACCAAAAUGGGAGUCUGGCUCAUGCCAAACCCUGGAGGGUAUCAGUCUUAUCUCAUUACCUUCCCAAAAGAUGAGGACCUUCACAAGGCUGUUGAUAUUAUUCGGCCCCUCAGAUUGCAAAUGGUUCUUCAGAAUGUCCCAACAAUCCGCCACAUUCUGAUGGAUGCAGGUGUUAUGGGGACGAAGGCUUCAUAUACAAAAACCACCGGCCCUCUUGGAGAUGUAGAGCUGGAUCAAAUUGCCAAGAAGCUCAACCUUGGAAGAUGGAACUUCUACGGUGCACUCUACGGCCCCAAGGCCACUCGUGACGCUCUGUGGGGUAUCAUCAAGAAGGAAUUCUCCGCGAUUGAAGGGGCAAAUUUCUUCUUCCCGGAGGACAUCAAAGAAAACUGCGUGCUACACACCAGAGACAAGACUCUACGCGGAAUCCCAACUUUCGAUGAGCUGAAAUGGAUUGACUGGGUUCCAAAUGGUGCACACCUGUUCUUCUCACCCAUCAGCAAAGUCUCAGGCGAUGAUGCCAUGCUUCAGACUAACAUCACCAAGAAGAGAGUGAUCGAGGCAGGAUUUGACUACAUUGGUGACUUCUGUAUUGGCAUGAGAGAAAUGCAUCACAUUGUGUGCCUCGUCUUUGACCGCACGAACGCCGAGGAGAAAAAGCGACUCCAUCAGCUUAUCAAAACCCUCAUUGAUGACUGCGCGGCCCAUGGUUGGGGUGAAUACCGGACUCAUUUGGCUAUCAUGGAUCAGAUUGCGGGAACUUAUAAUUGGAAUGAUAAUAUCCUGAUGAGGUUCAAUGAGACUGUGAAAAAUGCCCUUGAUCCUAAUGGAAUCAUGGCACCCGGAAAGAAUGGUAUCUGGCCUAAGAACUUUAAGAGAAGUUUGUACAAAUUAUAA
Penicillium taxi is the source of this 1668-nucleotide messenger RNA. Its product is annotated as FAD-binding oxidoreductase. Bases 1 to 1668 code for a protein of 555 amino acids. The record is from RefSeq and is a predicted model, not a curated record. NCBI's taxonomy places the organism in Eukaryota, Fungi, Ascomycota, Eurotiomycetes, Eurotiales, Aspergillaceae. The transcript has 8 exons. Gene Ontology annotation, cellular component: mitochondrion. Gene Ontology annotation, biological process: lactate catabolic process. Gene Ontology annotation, molecular function: D-lactate dehydrogenase (cytochrome) activity; D-lactate dehydrogenase (NAD+) activity; FAD binding.